Messenger RNA from Acanthopagrus latus (yellowfin seabream), 2365 nucleotides. Its product is annotated as fibrous sheath CABYR-binding protein. NCBI's taxonomy places the organism in Eukaryota, Metazoa, Chordata, Actinopteri, Spariformes, Sparidae. The coding region runs from base 224 to 1771 and encodes 515 amino acids. The record is from RefSeq and is a predicted model, not a curated record. The transcript has 2 exons.
GAGCUCCGGUGGGGUAGGCUGGAUUGUGAUAGCGACAGAUGUCUAGAAAACUGCGAGGGGCACUCCUCACUUACACCACAGUCCCACACUGCACCUCGGAGAGCAGGGGCGGAAUCUGCAGCUGUCACUCCAAAGAGGAAGGGGUUACCUCCAUUAUCACAUCCAGCCGGGAGCUUUGGGCGAGAGGCGCGAGUGAUCACUCUCUGGAAACACAGGAGACACUAUGGGAGGCAAACUGAGCAAGAAGAAGAAGGGAUAUGAUGUGAGUGACCCCAAACAGGCCAACGAUGAGACUGCAGCUGCAGGUGCAGAGGAGUCUGCUAAAGUGGGCGCUGCAGCCCCACCCACGAAUGCUGAGGUGACAGCUGAGGCAAACAAUGUGGAAGCAGCAACUGAAGCUGUUAAAGCUCCAGAAGAGCCCAAAACUGCACCUCCUGAGGAACCAGUUGCGUCACAGGAGGCAGCUCCAGUAGAGACAGCUCCUGCAGCAAAAGAGGACGCUGCUCCAGUGGCAGUGGAACCAGCUGCAACCGAGGAACCUGCAGCUCCAGUAGUAGAAGAAGCAGUUGCAACAGCAGUAGAGGCAGCUCCAGUAGAGGUACCAGUUGUAGAAGAACCUGCUCCAGCACCAGAGGAACCUGCUCCAGCACCAGAGGAACCUGCUCCAGCAUCAGAGGAACCUGCUCCAGCACCAGAGGAACCUGCUCCAGCAUCAGAGGAACCUGCUCCAGCACCAGAGGAGCCAGCCUCAGUUGUAGAGGAAAAAGCUCCAGUAGAGGAACCAGAUGUUCCAGCAGCAGAAGAAGAGCCUGUGCCUGAACCUGAGCCUGUAGCUGUACCUGAAGAAGUUGCUGUACAAGAACCUGCUGCAAUUGUAGAAUCUUUGCCUGAGCCAGAGGUUGUUCCUAUCAGCAUGGAAGAAGCACCCAAGGCUGCUGAGCCAGAGCCCAUCGUAGAGACUGUUACUGAGCCAGCCGCUGCUGUGGAGGAGACAGUGCUGCCCACUGCUGUCCCUGAACCUGAGCCAGUGGCCGAGCCAGUGCUUGAGCAAGUCCCAGAACUGGAGCAAACCCUAAAACCAGAGCCAGAACCUGUACCAGAGCAAGUCCCAGAGCCAGAGCAAGCGCCAGAGUCGGAGCCAGAGCAAGUGCUAGAGCCAGAACCUGAGCAGAAGGUUGAUGCAGUAGAAUCUCCAGCAGAGGAAAAAGUUGAUGAAGUUGAGCUACAACCAGUUGUUGCCACAUCUGAACCCGAGACCGUGGAAGCAGAAAUAUCUGAGGUCUUGGAGACUGAGGCAGAGGCGGUCCCCAAUGAUCAGGAAUCUGUUGCAACAGACGCCUCCAGCGCCGAGGCGGCAGCUGAGCCAGAAGCAGAAGAACCUGUCCCUGAGAUUGUCGUCUCAGAGUCUGUGUCUGCUAACGAAAUUAGUGCUGAGUCCGAAGUGGUAGCCGAAGCAUCUAUGGAAGAGGUGCCUUCCCAGGAGCCCGAGCCAGAAUGUCAGAUGGAAAAUGGAAAUGUAGAGAGUCCCUCUGUUACAGAGGAUGUGGAGGAUGCACCCCCAGCUGUGAAUGGAGAGUGCACAGAUUCCGCUGUCACACAUACAGAGGAAUGUGUUAAUGGCGAUGAAAAGCCAGAGGAGACGCCCAUCAAGGAGAAGAGUGACUUUGAACUGAAAAAGGAUGUGAGCCUAGAUGGGGAUGUCCAGGAAGUUCCCGAUGGAGUCCCUGACAUGGCGGGCGAACUCGGCACUGAGGUCACCCAGGCAGUCUGAAAAGAAGCGACCUUUCAAAUCAUUGUGAAUUCCGUUGAAUCCUCCACUGCGAGAAAGCCAUCAAGGUAUCACAAAAACAGCUAGGCUUUCUGGAAUGCUGUAACCACCGCAAUGUCUACAGUGGUAACUCAGGCAAAAGGAUGUUUUUCUUUUGAGUAACCAAAAAUGAAAUGCAACCACUUGAGGAUAGAAAGAGAGGCAGACAGAAAGAGAGAGAGAAAGGGAGAGAUAGAUAGAUGGAAGUGCAGAGAGGAGACUUGAGUUUGGAGUUUGGAGGUGAGUGCAGACGAACAGUGAACCUGGACAGCGAAGCAAAAACAGUUCUGGACAGUAACUGUGAUAUUAACGAAUGAAACAAAUUAAUCUGUCAUUGUGUGUGUGUGAGCCAGAUGAAUAUUACAAAGCGGUUUUCUUGGAACAGCAUCCAUUACUAGUAUGUUAUCUGAUUUAGAAUGUCGUAUAUCCUUUCUAUUACUAUAUGCAGAAACCUGGCAUAAAUGUUUUGGCCUUUUAUAAUAAUGGUACCUGUAAAGACUGUUCAUUUUAAAUUGAUUGUUCGGAAUAGAGAAUAAAAAGAGAUUGUUAUAGCCUACA